UGAACAACUUUUUUAAAUUUAAUGGAAUCCUUACAAGACACAAAAGACAUUGACAUGUUGGAAGGCUGGUUAGGUGUACUCUUGUCUUCUACUGCAUGUGUCAUGGGUGCUUCGAUUGUUUUCUUGGACAAGUUCUUCAAGAAAUCAUUCCUUGACAGCAGGCCGUUUAUGGCAGCCUCCCUGUCACUGGCGUCGGGAGUAUUACUCUUCUCUUCACUCUCUAUCCUGUUGCCACAAGCACAAAAACGAUUAAAUAACGAUGCAUUAUUAUAUACCUGUUAUUUUGGUGGUGCCACCUUUACACUUGUACUUACCAAAGUUAUUCAUUACCUGAUGCCCGAUGCUAUCCAUGCAUGUGGCGAUGCCUCCGAGGAAUGUCAUCAUGCCGAAGAAGGCCAUCAUCACCAUCGCCAUGAAGAAGAAGAACGAGCACAAGAGCAACGAAAACUAAACGAUCGCGCCUGUGAUGUUGAAUACGGUACCAUUCGUUCCAGCGAAUCUCAUUUCCGCUUUCAUCACGAUGACCAAAUGCAUGGCUCAUCCACCACAGCGGUUAACAUGGAGGCUGAUAUUGAUAGUGAAUGUCCCAGUGCCGAACACCAUUACCACCAUGAAUCUGUAGAAGAAACCGUCAACAAUGAUCCCAAUCACUUUUACAGCAUUGGACUUCAAACAGCUGUUGCCAUUUGCGUUCACAAGUUCCCUGAGGGAUUGAUCAUGUUUGUAUCAAGUCAAGCUUCCUCAGCUCUGGGGUUAAGUGUGUGUAUUGCCAUGUCCAUUCAUAAUUUGACGGAAGGGUUUAUGAUCGCUUUACCGUUGUACUACGCUACACGAUCAAGAUCAUCCGCAUUUAGCUACGCCGCAUUAAUGGGUGGAUUAUCGCAACCUAUAGGAGCCUUGGUUGGUUUGUUCUUGGUCGAGAAUAUUUCAAAGGCAAAAGAAGACAUGAUGUUUGGUAUUGUCUUUGGCAGUGUAUCCGGUAUGAUGUCUCUCAUCACCAUCCAGAGUAUGUUACCACAAGCUAUUCGAGCAGAUGAUCAUCAGCAAUACGUGCUCGUCUUCUUUUUCUUGGGCAUUUUCUUGGUUGGUCUUUCCUCCAUCUUGGAAGAACUAUAAAUUCCUCUCUAGCUCUCUCUCUCUAUUUUACUUUUACAUACCCAUUUAUUCCUGGCCACCCUUUGCUCUUUUUUAAUAUUAUUAUUAUGAGUAUUAAACAAACAAAACAAAAGAUCCAUAAACUAGUGUACAAAUCAU
Mucor mucedo is the source of this 1254-nucleotide messenger RNA. RefSeq names its product Zinc/iron permease. The record is from RefSeq and is a predicted model, not a curated record. Gene Ontology annotation, cellular component: membrane. The coding region runs from base 22 to 1116 and encodes 364 amino acids. The transcript has 4 exons. Gene Ontology annotation, molecular function: zinc ion transmembrane transporter activity. NCBI's taxonomy places the organism in Eukaryota, Fungi, Mucoromycota, Mucoromycetes, Mucorales, Mucoraceae. Gene Ontology annotation, biological process: zinc ion transmembrane transport.